UACCCGGACACGCCGCACAGGCCACGUAUCGCGUGUCCGAUACGCGCCGGACACGGAUACGCCGCGGAUACGGCGCCGAUACGUGUCCGCGGAGUAUCGGGAUAAAAAUAAAUGGCAAAUAAACGGAUACGCGGGCCGGACACGUAUCUGGACAUUUUUGGAUACGGCCCAGCCCACCUAAACAGCCCACGAAGCACUCAUCAAGUGAUGGCCUAGCCCGUCACGGCAGCCAGCAGCCAGCACUCGACGGAAGCAGCCAGCACGCAAGCGCCCGCCCGCCCGCAGCGCACGAGCGCCGCCGCUCGCCGUCGCCGGCGACGAGCCGCCGCCCGCCGGCGAGGAGGACUGUCGGCUACAAUCUCCGGUGAGUUUCCCGUUCCCGUCGUCCUCUAGCCUUAGGAUUGAUUUCUUCUUCCCACCUUUUCCCUCUCUGAUUUUCUCCUCCCAGAUCUAGAGCUCACUACCUCAGGCCUGUUCUUGCUUUCUUCUGUAGUUCUUAGACCGUAGAUGGCUACAUCGAGCAAUGCUAGUGCUACUGCUGGAGUUGCUAGCACAAAUGCUAGUGGUAGUACAGGAUCAGGAUCUGCAUCCACGGUUGAUAUAAAGGCUCCAUUGUGGGCUUAUGUUAACAUUUUAGAUAAGCCUAAAACAGGAGGUGGCAAUGUUCUCUGGAAAUGCAAGUAUUGCUCAAUGGAGAAGUUCACUAGCUACACUAGAGUUGAGGCUCACUUGCUGCAGAAAUCAGGAAGGGGAAUUAUCAAGUGUGACAAGAUGCCAUAUGAAGUGCUCUGUGAGAUGAAGAGGGAAGUUAAAAGAUGUGAAGAACUAGUGCAAAGAGGAAAGGCACGCACUGUUUCCAUGCCUACUGCUCCUGCUCCUUCAGGCAAUACUAGUAAGAAGAAAAGGGGACCUGCUUCAGCAUUGGAGAAAGCUUGGGCAUUGGAAGACCGCAAACAUUUGGAUGCUCUAAUUGUAAGAUCAAUUUACUCUGGAGGUAUAUCUUUCAAUUUCUUGAGAAAACCAUAUUUUCGAGAGGCCUUUUCAUUUGCUUGUAGCCGCACCAUGCCUGGAUACACGCCUCCUGGGUUCAAUAGGGCAAGGGAGGGACUCCUGGUUCAGGAAAGGAGGCACAUUGAGACUCUAAUGGAGAGUACAAAGAGUACAUGGGCAGAGAAGGGAGUCACAAUCUGCUGCGAUGGUUGGUCAGAUCCGCAGAGACGGCCAAUCAUCAAUUUUGUUGCCAUUUCUGAGAAAGCACCUAUGUUCUUGAGGGCCGAUAAUUGUCAGGGAGAGAUCAAGACAAAAGAAUACAUUGCUGAGAAGUUGAGGUCUGUUAUUGAAGAAGUAGGCCGGCAAAAUGUGGUACAGAUCAUUACCGACAAUGCCUCGAACUGUAAAGGUGCGGGUCUAAUACUGGAAGCUGAAUAUGGUAACAUAUUUUGGACACCAUGUGUUGUGCAUACUCUUAAUUUGGCUUUGAAAAGUAUAUGUGAGCCUAAACUCUCAAGGGAUCCUUCUAUGGAAGAGUUAUUUGCUUGGAGCCAGCUUGAAUUUUACAAUACUGUUAAAACUGAGGCUAACAUGAUAAAAAAUUUCAUAAUGAACCAUAGCAUGCGUCUUUCAAUGUUCAAUGAGUUUAGCCAUUUGAAGUUAUUGUCUAUUGCUGAAACAAGAUUUGCCUCGGUAGUGUGUAUGUUGAGACGCUUUGUUGAGGUAAAAAUGGCACUCCAGCAAAUGGUGAUAAGUGACAAAUGGACUGUCUACAGAGAGGAUGCUCCAACUGCCCAAAAUGCCCAAACUGUCAAGGAAAAGAUACUGAGUGAUGUGUGGUGGAGCAAUGUUGAGCAUAUUCUUAAGGUUACUUCUCCUAUAUAUGAUAUGAUACGUGUGGCAGACACUGACACGCCAUGUCUUCACUUAAUUUAUGAAAUGUGGGAUUCUAUGAUUGAGAAAGUGAAGAAAGAGAUAUAUCUCUGGGAAGGGAAGGAACAUGAUGAGGUGUCUGAUUAUUACUCAGUUGUUCAUGACAUAUUGAUUGCUAGGUGGACAAAAGGGAAUAAUCCAUUGCAUUGUUUGGCUCACUCACUCAAUCCAAGAUACUACAGUAGGCAAUGGAUUCAGGAAAUUGAUGGCCGUGUACCACCCCACAAGGACAAAGAGGUAUCCCAAAUGAGGAUGACUUGCUUCAAAAAGUUUUUUCGCAUACCAGAAGAAUUGGCUCAAGUAAAAGAAGAAUAUGCAAGGUUCUCAAGUUGUUCAGAAGAAUUCAAUGAUCCUGAUUCAAUUCAUGAUAGAUGGGCUGUUUCCCCCAUGACUUGGUGGACAAAUCAUGGGCAGUCUGUUCCUCUAUUGAUGAAUUUGGCGAUCAAAUUGAUUAACCAACCAGCAUCAUCUUCUUGCUGUGAACGCAAUUGGAGUACAUAUAGCUUCAUACAUAGUGUCAAAAGAAAUGCCUUAACUCCAGAGAGGGCUGAAGAUUUGGUCUUUGUGCACUCAAAUCUGAGGCAUAUGUCAAGAAAAACAGAUGCAUACAAGACAGGAGAGACAAGAAUGUGGGAUGUGGGAGGAGAUUCUUUUGACACUAUGGCUGGUGUAGGUCUUCUUGAAGUGGCUGAACUCUCCCUUGAUGAGCCUGAAUUGCAAGCUGUGUCCUUUGGUCUUGAGAUUGUCAGCCUGGAAGAGAAUGAAGCACCUGUUGAGGAUGUAGAAGAAUAAACUAUGAAGCAUUGAACUCCAAGCUGUCAAGAAAAAUUAAACCAUGAAGCGCCUGUUAUGUAUUUGUAUUGACUGCUAUAAGCUAUUUACCUAUGUUGAACAUCGAACCAUGAAGCACCUGUUAUGUAUUUGUAUUGACUGCUAUCUCUAUGUUGAACAUCUAUUUCUUAUUGUUGUCAACUUUGA
Molecule: messenger RNA, 2901 nt
Organism: Panicum virgatum (switchgrass)
Lineage: Eukaryota; Viridiplantae; Streptophyta; Magnoliopsida; Poales; Poaceae
Exons: 2
Coding region: 508-2715 (735 amino acids)
Molecular function (GO): protein dimerization activity
Source: RefSeq, a predicted model, not a curated record